Helianthus annuus (common sunflower) is the source of this 1212-nucleotide messenger RNA. RefSeq lists its product as uncharacterized. The record is from RefSeq and is a predicted model, not a curated record. The coding region runs from base 1 to 1212 and encodes 403 amino acids. Gene Ontology annotation, molecular function: catalytic activity. NCBI's taxonomy places the organism in Eukaryota, Viridiplantae, Streptophyta, Magnoliopsida, Asterales, Asteraceae. The transcript has a single exon.
AUGAACUGUCUUUCUAUAAAUCUUAGAGGUGUUCGAAAUCACCAUAAAUCGGAGUGGAUUAGGGGUUUAAAAACAAGUUAUGGGUGUCAUUUUCUAGCUAUUCAAGAGACCAAGCUGCAAGAUUCGGAAUCAUUUGUCUUUAAUCAGUUUUGGGGAAGAUCAGAAUUCAAGCUCGCUGCCGUAAACUCUCAAGGCAGGUCUGGCGGAUUGGCUUGUAUAUGGAGUCCUACAGUGUUCAGGUGCGAUAAUAUUAUUCAGAAUAGAUAUUAUAUUGUUAUGUCUGGAUUUCUUGUUCAGAUCGGGUGUAGUAUAAAUAUAGUGAAUAUAUAUGCUCCAAAUGACGCGGUGAGUCGUCGAGGUGUGUGGUCAGAAUUAUUGAAUAUUAGGAAUUCCUUGCAAGGCCUGUGGUUAUUGAUGGGUGAUUUUAAUGAAGUUCGGAAUAGUGAAGAACGUAUGAAUUCUGAAUUCAUUGAAGCAAACGCGGAAGCUUUUAAUCAGUUUAUUCUGUCAGCUGGGCUGGUUGAAUACAAUAUGGGGGGUGGCAAUUUCACCUAUAUGUCGGAUAACGGGAAGAAAUUAAGUAAGCUGGAUCGGUUCUUAGUAUGUCUUGGUUUUAUGGAGAGGUGGCCUAAUGCAAGUGUUAUAGCCUUGGAUAGAGAUAUAUCUGAUCAUCGGUCAAUAAUUCUAUCAACAAGUCAAGCGGAUUAUGGUCACAUCCCGUUUAGAUUCUUCAACUCCUGGUUUGAAUAUCCUGGUUUUUUGGGUUAUGUUAUACAGAAGUGUUGCUCAUUUCAUUUUGAUGGUCCGGUAGAUCUGGCUCUUGCUAUCAAGCUCAGAUGGUUAAAAGAUAACAUUAAGGCAUGGUUAAAAGCUGAGAAUCAGAGAAAGGUUGGUGUAUAUAAUAGCAACAAACGUCGGAUGACUGAUAUUGAAAAAAUGGCGGAAGUGAGAGCGUUGUCAGAAAAUGAGUUGUCGGAAAGAGCUGUUUGCAGAAACUUCAUUGCGGAAUUUGAUAGGUUGAAGCAAUUAGAUCUUCGGCAGAAAUCUAGGUCGAAAUGGGCUCUUGAAGGGGACGAGAAUUCAUCUUUUUUCCAUCAAAUCAUUAACUCUAAUAUUAGCUCCAACAGGAUUAAUGGGUUAAGGAUUGGUGGGGAAUGGGUUACGAACCCAAUGGCGGUUAAGGAGUCUUUGUAUGAAUUUUUUCAUCAGUAG